AUGAACACCGAGCGGCGCGUGUCCAUGGCGGAGCGUCGUCCCUCACUGAUGAAGAACGCGGACUCGCGCGGACAAUUGGUAGUUCCACACCUGGCGGGGAUUGAGGAUCCGCUGCCGGAUACGACACCUGAGAACGUUGACGUGGUGAUUGCGGGCACUGGACUAGUGGAAUCGAUAUUGGCAGCGGCGCUGGCGUGGCAGGGCUCAAGUGUGCUACACGUGGAUGCAAAUAGCUACUACGGGGACUCAAGCGCGACUUUGACAAUCGACCAGCUCAAGGCCUGGGUGGUAGCGGUAAACGAUGGCCACUAUGCGGGCUGCUACGAGAAUGCGAAGCUCUACGUGUCGAGUAACGUGGGACCACAGGGUAAAUAUGCUUCGCGUGAGUUUGGCAUUGAUCUGGCAUGUAAGAUUCUGUUUGCCAAGUCGGACUUGCUGUCAAUACUGAUUAACUCACGUGUGCACCAAUACUUGGAGUUCCAAUCACUAUCGAACUUCCACACCUACGAGAACGACAACUUCGAGAAGCUGACGAACUCGAAGCAGCAAAUUUUCACAGAUCAGUCGCUGAUGUUGAUGACUAAACGCAGCCUAAUGCGCUUUUUGAAGUUUGUUUUGGAUUGGGAAAAACAUCCAGAGGUAUGGAAGGAGUACGUUGACACACCAAUAGGGGAGUUUCUGCGGGAGAAGUUCAAGCUUGACGAUAACCAUAUAUCCGAACUGGUUUUCUCGAUUGGCCUGUGUUAUAGCCAUGAUACCAAGACGCCCAAUGCUUUGCAACGUAUCCGGCGGUAUCUGACGAGUUUUGAUGUAUAUGGCCCAUUCCCUGUCCUUUAUUCGAAAUACGGUGGCCCAGGCGAACUCUCGCAAGGCUUCUGCCGCUCUGCUGCAGUUGCAGGUGCCACGUACAAAUUGCAGCAUGGUCUUCUCUCUUACAACCCUGAGACAAGAGUUGCUGUCUUCCAGGAUGGAUCCAGGGCGCAGGUCACCGAGAAAGUUGUUGUUUCGCCCACGCAACGUCCUCCUGAUAGCAAGAACGUGCCUGAGCAGCCGUUCGAAGUCCAAAGACUGACGUGCGUAGUGGAGAAAGAUUGCGCUGAGUGGAUAGACGAAAACGAACACGCUUCCGUUGUCGUGUUCCCUCCGGAAUCGCUCAAAACUAAAAACAGAAGGGCAGUCCAAGUUGUUGUGCUAUCGUCUGGGAGUGAGGUUUGUCCCAAGGGAACCUGCGUCUGGUAUCUGACGACCACAGAACCAGGCGCUCGGGGUGAAUUGGAUCUUGAUGCUACCUUGGAAGCCAUGGAGGCCAGCAUAUUGCGUGAGUCUUCCGAUCUCGCAGAUCGCAAAGAGCUUUUUGGUGUAGCUGAGAAUGGCAGGCCGGUUGUUAACUCAGUAAAACUAGGCAAGUCUUUCAAGGAGUACGUUCCUCGCGAAAGACUGCGGUUUCUGCUAAAGCUUUAUUAUAGGCAAUUUUCCUCUACUCCACCCUUCGAUGUUGUGGAUCCCUCCCUAUUUGAUCUGGAAUCAAAAGCUAAGCACACUGUCGGUGCAAGCGAUAAUGGCGUGCUCUACACCGCGAUGCCAUCCGGGGAGAUCUCAUAUGACGAGGCCAUCACCGCAGCAAAGGUCCUAUACGAGAAGAUCGUCGGCAGCGAUGAUGACUUUUUCGUGAUGGACUUCGAAGACGAGGACGAUCAAGUCCUGGAUGAAAAGACGUAUAAUGAGUCUGCCCUAACUGAUGAUGAUGACGUCGAUAUGCUGGAGACCGAAGAGGUAGAAUUUGCGGGCAAAAUAGAGCUAUGA
Messenger RNA from Eremothecium gossypii ATCC 10895, 1803 nucleotides. It is a transcript of the gene MRS6, whose product is annotated as GTPase-activating protein MRS6. The record is from RefSeq and is marked provisional. The transcript has a single exon. Gene Ontology annotation, biological process: vesicle-mediated transport; small GTPase-mediated signal transduction; protein geranylgeranylation. The coding region runs from base 1 to 1803 and encodes 600 amino acids. Lineage: Eukaryota; Fungi; Ascomycota; Saccharomycetes; Saccharomycetales; Saccharomycetaceae. Gene Ontology annotation, molecular function: GDP-dissociation inhibitor activity. Gene Ontology annotation, cellular component: cytoplasm; nucleus; cytosol.